AUGGAUAAAUCAUGGAUGCUUGAGGACAGAAGAUCACGGGCAUAUGAACUAGGGUUUGAAGGGUUCUUGAAGUUUGCAGCAGAAAAUGCUACAAAUGAGAAUAACAUUCCUUGUCCUUGUUGGGAUUGUGGAAAUACGAAAGACUUUGGACGUGGAAUUAUCAAAGGUCAUUUGUUUAGCUAUGGUAUCACACCAACCUAUCAGAAUUGGAUAUGGCAUGGAGAACCUUCAAAAUCAGCUUCCAAUUUGGACUCUCAUGUUGAUAGUACACAUAAACGUGGACCUGGAAAUACACAUGAAGCUGAAGCUGAUAGGGAAGAUGAUCAUGAACCUGUGAUUGACGUUGACUCAGGGUAUAUGGAUGGUAAUGCAUAUGAUGAUUCUAGAAUACACCAUAAUGAGUUUACCGAUUUCUUUGAGAAUGCAGAUCAGCUCUUGUUUCCUGGUUGUAAAAACUUUACCAACCUAUCUGCCCUUUUGGAAUGCUAUAAGUUGAAAGGGCAAUUUGGGAUCAGUGAUACUUGUUUCACUUCAAUGGGUGAUUAUAAGAAUGCAAAAACUUGCCCUACGUGUGAUAUCUCGAGGUACAAGCUAGGCAAGGAUAACAUAGUGAAGGAGGGGGUCCCUGCCAAGGUGUUGUGGUACUUUUCACCCAUUCCUAGAUUUCAAAAGAUGUUCAAAACCAGUGAGAUAGCUGAGAAUUUAAUUUGGCAUGCAAGUGAUAGAGAAAAUGACGGCCACAUGCGUCAUCCUGCUGAUUCUCCACAGUGGAAACUAGUAAACCAUAAGUGGCCUGAAUUCGGUAAAGAAGCAAGGAACUUGAGACUUGCUCUUUCAACAGAUGGUCCUAAACAACCUAGAAAUGAUAUAGAUGUUUACUUAGCACCUCUAAUUGAUGAUCUGAAAUCUCUUUGGGUUGGAAUUGACGGAGUGUAUGAUGCAUAUAGAUCGGAGUACUUCAAACUUAGGGCUGUUUUGUUAUGGACAAUCAAUGACUUUCUAGCUUACGGGAAUUCGUCGGGACAAAUUGUGAGAGGUUAUAAUGCAUGUCCUAUUUGUGGUGAAGAAACAGAUGGCCAUAGAUUGAAGCAUUGUCGCAAAAUUGUUAUUAUUGCAAAUCGAAGAUUCUUGUCUCGCCAUCAUCCAUAUCGGAGAAAGCUUACAGUAGAAGGAUUUGAACCUAAUUUGGGGAAGACAACAGCUGAUCAUGAACAUGCAGAUGAUAGUGUCAAACGCUGCUGGAAGAAGAAAUCAAUUUUCUUUGAGCUCGAGUACUGGGCCGAACUUUAUGUGAGACACUGUCUUGAUGUUAUGCACAUCGAGAAGAACAUUUGUGAUAGUAUACUUGGUACUUUACUAGAUAUACCUGGGAAGACGAAAGAUGGAAUCGUAGCCCGUUUGGAUCUCGUCGACAUGGGCAUAAAGCUUAAUUUGAAACCCAAAGACGGGGAAAAGAAAUUGCCUCUAGCUUGGUGGAAUCUAACAAAGGAUGAGAAGAGAGUUGUAUGCCAUAGUUUGUUUGGCAUGAAGGUUCCUGAAGGUUAUUGUUCAAACAUAAGAAGUCUGGUCUCCUUACAAGAUUUGCGACUUCUUAACAUGAAAUCACACGAUUGUCAUGCCUUAAUGCAAGAAUUGCUUCCAAUUGCUAUACGUUCAGUUUUGCCUAAACAAUUGAGGUAUGCAAUCACCAGAUUAUGUUUCUUCGUUAAUGCCAUAUGUGAUAAGGUGGUGGAUGUUUCUAAGCUGGAUAAGUUACAAGAGGAUGUAGUGAUUACAAUAUGUCAACUUGAGAUGUACUUUCCUCCUAGUUUCUUUGAUACUAUGGUACAUCUUGUUGUACAUCUUGUUAGAGAAGUUCGACAAUGUGGACCGGUCUGUUUUAGAUGGAUGUAUCCUUUCGAAAGGUUUAUGAAAGUGCUAAAGGAUUAUGUACAAAAUCACAACAAACUAGAGGGUUGCAUGGCAAAGUGCUAUAUUGCUUUAGAGCACUGCUCAAAAUAUUUAUCUGAUCCUAGUACGGUUGGAAUCCCUUCAACAGAAAAGAAUGACAUAUCACAGCCUACUUCAGCAGCCUUUAUAGAAUCAGUUUCUGAUGUCCUAUUCAACCAGGCCCAUCUUACUGUAUUGGCAAAUACAAUUGAAGUUCAGCCAUAUAUUGAUGAACAUAUGGAAUAUUUGAAGGUGACUUAUCCGUCAUUCAAAAAGAGAGAUAGAUGGUUACAGGAGAAGCAUACGACAACCUUCGCUAAAUGGUUCCAAGAGCGUAUUGCGUAUGAGCUCGGGCGUGAGAAUCAUGGCAUAUCAGACACCUUAAGAUGGUUGGCUGACAAACCAAACAAACAUGUACUUAAAUAUCACGGGUACAGAGUCAAUGGGGUUCAGUUUCACACUAAGGCACGUGAUAAUGUGCGAUCUGUACAGAAUAGUGGAGUGAGACUAUUUGCAAAGGCUAUGCAAGUUGCUGGUCGAAAAGACAAUAACCCUUUUGUUUCAGACAUGUGGCUCUAUGGUGUCAUUCAGGAUAUCUGGGUUCUUGACUAUACUAAGUUUACGGUUCCUGUUUUCAAGUGUGAUUGGGUUGCGGAUAGUGGCAUUAAAGUGGAUGAAUUAGGAUUUACUCUAGUUAACUUGAGUAAGGUUGGUCAUAAGCGUGAUCAGUUCGUUGUUGCUGAUCAAGCCAAACAAAUAUUUUAUGUUGAAGAUCCUUUGGAUUCUAGAUGUUGGCAUUUGUGCUUGGUCCAGAAAGUAAAAGACUAGUGUUAUCAUCGGCAGCAUGUAAAUGGAGAGAAGUCAAGUCUAGAUUGACGAGUCAAUAUAUUCUUCCCUUUAAAGAAGACAGGGAACUCUUAUCCUCUCCCCCUGAGGAGUACAACUUCAUUGAGCUAGGAGACUGGAAAGCAUUUGUAUCUUCUAGGUUAA
Messenger RNA from Fragaria vesca subsp. vesca, 2919 nucleotides. RefSeq lists its product as uncharacterized. The coding region runs from base 1 to 2757 and encodes 918 amino acids. The transcript is spliced from 7 exons. The record is from RefSeq and is a predicted model, not a curated record. Lineage: Eukaryota; Viridiplantae; Streptophyta; Magnoliopsida; Rosales; Rosaceae.